UUUCGAAAAUUAUUGAAAAUAGUUAAUGACCCCCUCAUUGUGCAUUGGAUUUUCAGUCAAAAACAUUUAAAUUUAUUUAAUAUGCUUCCUAUGCGGCAGAGCUUAUACCAACGGGCUCAAUCUCGAUUCACAAAUUUAAAGUUUCAACGAUUUUUUAGCAAAGACGAUUGCAAUGGAAAGCAAGUAAAGAAGUUGAGCUUAAAAAAUGUAGAUGUGGCUGGAAAAAGGGUUUUUAUGAGAGUGGACUUUAAUGUACCCAUGAAAGAUGGUAAAAUAACCAACAACCAAAGAAUAGUUUCCGCACUUCCCACUAUUAAAUAUGCCUUGGAAAAGAAAUGUAAGUCCCUGGUUUUGGCAUCCCACUUGGGACGUCCUGAUGGCAAGAAGAACAAAAAGUUUAGCCUGGAACCGGUGGCCAAGGAGCUGGAAAGUGUGCUGGGCAAGCCUGUCCAAUUCCUGGACGACUGCGUGGGUGAUAACACCCUGAAAGCUUUGAAAGAUCCCUCCGACGGCACUGUGGUCCUGCUGGAGAAUCUUCGUUUCUAUGCCGAGGAGACGGGCAGCAGCAAGGACGAGAACAAGAAGAAGGUCAAGGCAGAUCCCGAGAAGGUCAAGGAAUUCCGAGCCAAGUUGGCGCAACUGGGCGAGAUAUAUGUGAACGAUGCCUUUGGAACAGCACAUCGAGCGCAUAGUUCCAUGAUGGGCGAUGGCUACAAGGUGCGAGCGGCUGGCUUCCUGCUGGAUAAGGAGCUGGAGUACUUUGCCAAGGUUCUCCACGAUCCGGCCAAGCCCUUCUUGGCCAUUCUGGGUGGCGCCAAGAUAGCCGACAAAAUUCCGCUGAUAACGAACCUCCUGAACAAUGUGACGGCCAUGAUCAUAUCCGGUGGCAUGGCCUUCACCUUCCUCAAAGUGCUCAAUGGCAUGGAGAUUGGAAAGUCCCUCUUCGAUGAGAAGGGAUCCGAGUUGGUCAACGACAUAGUCUGCAAGGCGAAGGAGAAGGACGUGAACAUACUAUUUCCAAUUGACUUCGUCAUAGCCAACAAGAUCGACAAGCAGCCGGUUAAAGUGGAACAUGUGGAUGCCACACAGGGCAUACCGGGGGAUAUGAUGGGUAUGGACCAUGGCCAGGCAUCUAGUGAGAUGUUUGCUGGCGCAAUUUGUGCGUCCCAAACCAUCGUGUGGAACGGACCGCCGGGCUUGUUCGAAAACGAGCUGUUCUCCAAGGGCACCGAGUCCAUGCUGGAGGCAGUAAUCGGGGCCACUAACAGAGGAGCCACCACAAUCGUCGGUGGUGGGGAUACCGCCACCGCCUGCUUGAAGUUCGGAGGCGCCGACAAGGUGUCGCAUGUAUCCACCGGUGGAGGAGCCUCCCUGGAGUUGCUGGAGGGUAAGAUCCUGCCAGGAGUGGCUGCCCUUUCGGAUGCCUAAACGCACAACUUUACAAUGGUUGUUCUACUUAAAUGUACAUGUAUCUUAAAU
This is a messenger RNA of Drosophila sechellia, 1479 nucleotides long. Its product is annotated as phosphoglycerate kinase. Gene Ontology annotation, cellular component: cytosol. Lineage: Eukaryota; Metazoa; Arthropoda; Insecta; Diptera; Drosophilidae. The record is from RefSeq and is a predicted model, not a curated record. Gene Ontology annotation, molecular function: ATP binding; ADP binding; phosphoglycerate kinase activity. Bases 82 to 1428 code for a protein of 448 amino acids. The transcript has 3 exons. Gene Ontology annotation, biological process: gluconeogenesis; glycolytic process.